AUAAUCAAUUUAAAACAAAAGGAAAAUAGAGUAGAUAAUAGAUCAUGAACAAUCUACUGACUGUAACCUUGCUGGACUUUACAAUACAAUUAGUUGGAUUUGCUGUUGCAUUUGCACUUCAAACUGAAAAGUUUUAUGAUUUGACAGGCUCAUGUACCUUUAUACUUGUGGCUCAAGCAAGUUUACGAUGGAGAGCUAAUAGACAAUUUAGAAGAGUCUUACUCAGCACAAUGGUUACGGUCUGGGCAGCUAGGUUGGGACUGUUUUUGUUUUACCGUGUACUACAUGAAGGCGGUGACAAACGCUUCAAUAAAGUUAAAAGUAAACCAGUUACUUUCCUUAUCUAUUGGAUGAUACAAGGUGUUUGGAUUAUCGUAAUGUCGGCACCGGUGUUAUUUGUAAAUAACGAGAGGCAAAACGUCCCAAUAAACACUCGUGAUUACGUUGGAUUUGCUGUCUGGCUGUUUGGGAUGUUUUUUGAAAUUAUGGCGGACUUACAAAAACUGACAUUCCGUAACAAUCCAGACAAUGCUGGUAAGUUCAUCAGUUCAGGUUUGUGGUCAAUUAGUCGACAUCCAAAUUACUUUGGUGAAAUUGUUCUCUGGGUUGGCGUGUUUAUUAUUGCCUCAUCUGAUCUGACGGGAUGGACAUGGGUUAGUAUUUUGUCGCCGGUAUUUCUAUAUUAUCUUCUAAACAAUGUGAGUGGGGUGCCAAUACUAGAACGAAGUGGGUUAAAGAGAUAUGGAGAACUACCGGAAUACAAGCAAUACAUCAACACAGUGCCCGUGUUGGUACCUUUUGUUGGCAGAACAUAGAUGCAAUGGAUAAACAUAAAGAUCUAUUUAAUUACUUAAUUAUUUUCCUUCACAGUUUAAUUAUGCUGUUAAUAUAUUGCAAUUGUAUUAUUUGUAUAGCCUACCAACUUCUUUAUUACAAAUAACUUUGGGAAUUGUCAAUUCCGAAUUGAAAUAUUAAUGAAAUUGUUUUAAUUUGCAGUACAUACGGAUACUGAACACCAUUCUAUUUAAUGUAUUUGCCCUGUCGUUAUCUUCAUCUGGGCUUUCAAUUCGAUAUUAUACUGCUCUUGUUAAUAAUUAUUCACUCAGUGUAUGUGCAUUCAUGAAAUAACCUAUUUGUUUAAUAAAUAAACAAUAUGCAUCAUAACAU
This is a messenger RNA of Ciona intestinalis (vase tunicate), 1167 nucleotides long. Lineage: Eukaryota; Metazoa; Chordata; Ascidiacea; Phlebobranchia; Cionidae. The record is from RefSeq and is a predicted model, not a curated record.